AUGAAGUUGUACGUACCUAGUGAUGGUGGCUCGGGCGAUGAUCUCCGUAGCUUAGAUAAAGCAAUCGAGGUUGAAGACAACCGGAUCUCAAGACAACAUUUCUCGGCAAAACUUCGUUCUUCGGGGCCGCGCAUAUCUCCAGGUGAUGAGCCAGAUGAGGCUCAAUGCAAGUUGGAAGAUAGCUCAACAGAAUCGUCAUUUGCAGUGUUUCAAUAUAAAACCAUGCCAAUGAGGCUUCGGGUGCUCUCUAUACCUCUACCGGCCCAGCAACAUCGCAACAAGCCCAAACCGCAGACACAGGCCAAAACACUGGCAGGGGGCAUCAUUACUGGUCUAAACGGAUUGAAGAUCGAAGGCCACUUCAAAUUCGUACAACUCUCUAAUAACGCAGGCGUCAGUAUUGAUUUAGCUGUAGAAGGGUUGGAUCAAAAAUUUAAGGCCAAAGACGAUAUCAACUAUCACAUUCAUGAAAAACCAGCAACCAAAGAUUGUUCAGGCUUGGGAGCAAAACUCGUAGACUUGUCAAAAGAUCACAAACCACUCAAAGGAGUCAAGAUAAACAAACGGUCUUUUGUCGAUCACACUUUGUCACUUUUUCCUGCUAAAGGCAAGACAAAUAUAGUCGGCCGGAGUAUCACAAUCCAUGAUGGUACGACAAUCAAAUAUCUUGGAUGUGCCACUAUCCUUGUAUAG
Melampsora larici-populina 98AG31 is the source of this 693-nucleotide messenger RNA. RefSeq lists its product as uncharacterized. The transcript has 2 exons. The record is from RefSeq and is a predicted model, not a curated record. Gene Ontology annotation, biological process: superoxide metabolic process. Bases 1 to 693 code for a protein of 230 amino acids. NCBI's taxonomy places the organism in Eukaryota, Fungi, Basidiomycota, Pucciniomycetes, Pucciniales, Melampsoraceae. Gene Ontology annotation, molecular function: metal ion binding.